Vicugna pacos (alpaca) is the source of this 1925-nucleotide messenger RNA. Lineage: Eukaryota; Metazoa; Chordata; Mammalia; Artiodactyla; Camelidae. The record is from RefSeq and is a predicted model, not a curated record.
CGCCGAGUGCCACCGCCUCAUCCCACCUGGCCUGUUCUUCAGCACCUGCAUCAGCGACAGCUGCGGUGGGGACACCUGCCAGAGCCUGGAGGCCUACGCAGCGCUCUGCCGCGCCCGGGGCGUGUGUCCCGACUGGCGCAAUGCCACCCGCGGGCUGUGCGACCUCGCCUGCCCGCCCACCAAGGUGUAUAAACCAUGUGGCCCAGUGUACCCCCAGUCCUGCGACUUCAGGAGCCAAGGGCCCAGCCAGCAGAGGGCUGGUGGAGGGCUGCUUCUGUCCUGACGGCCAGAUCCUGUUCAGCCCACACAAGGACAUCUGUGUGCCCGAGUGCCCCUGCGUGGGACCAGACAGGUCUCCCAAAUUCCCUGGAGAGCGAUGGGUCAGCAACUGCCAGGACUGCGUGUGUGACGAGGGCUCCGUGUCAGUGCAGUGUGUCCCCGUGCAGUGCAAGACCUGGGGCCAGGCCGUGGAAUGCGGCCGGGCCGGCUUCGUGGCCAUCACCAGGCCCCAGGCUGACAACCCGUGCUGCCCAGAGACUCUCUGCGUCUGCAACGCGAGCAGGUGCCCCCAGAGCCCGCCCCACUGCGGGCCGGGAGAGGAGCUGGUCCGCACACGGGAGAAGGACGACUGCUGCCCCACGUUCAUCUGCCGUGAGUCUCUGGGGCGGGGCUGGGGGGUCGGAGCAGCCGUCCCAUCGCCCACUUCCUGCCAGAAAUGCACCUGCCUGCUCAGGGACACCCAGGGUCCGACUGUGCAGUGUGAAGAUGUCACCUGCAACAGCACCUGCCCGCAGGGCUUCAAGCACUCGAGGGUAGAUGGGCAGUGCUGCGGGGAGUGCGUGCAGACAGCUUGCUUCACACCCGAUGGCCAGCUGGUCCAGCCCAACGAGACCUGGGUCAACAGCCUCGUGGACAACUGCACGGAGUACCACUGCCAGGCCACGAACGGGCCCCCUUUGCUGACCCCGACACCUGUCGCUUGCCAGGACGUGUCCACCUGCAGGGGCGUCCUCAAGAAAACCGGUUGCUGCUACUCCUGUGAGGAAGUGGACUCCUGCCAGGUCCAAGUCGGCGCGAUGGUCCUGCAGCACGGGGGCUGCGUCACCCAGGCCGCCGUCACGGUCUCCUUCUGCGAGGGUUUCUGCCCCGGAGGGUCCAGGUACUCCAUGAGGGCCCAGGCCUCACAGUGCCAGUGCACCUGCUGCCAGGAAACCAGGACUCACCAGGAGGUGGUGACCAUGCAGUGUCCCAACGGGACGGCCAUCCAGCACACCUACACCCAUGUGGACGAGUGCAGCUGCGUCCCAUCCUGUGGGACACAGGACAGCACCCACACCACCGUCUGACGCAUUCUGCCCCCGCCCCACACGCCCUCCGCACCUGGAGACAGAGCGUGCACCUCCCAACCACCAAGACCUCGGGAGCCCUGCCCACCUUACACCUGCCCCAGGUGAAACCUGGGCCCUGGAGGGUGACGGCGCAGUGAGGCUGUGCUUGAGAAGGGCCCCAGGCGGGGGCCUUGCCCUCAGAGCCUCCCCCUGCCUGUUUUGGCCCCCUACCUGGCCACGAGGGCCCGCCUCGGAUCCGAAACACAGCACCCACUCCGCCCAGGCUCCCCCGCUUCCUGGUGUCAGAUGGCUGCCCUGGAGAGCCGUUGCACACCCGCCAUUCCCACCGCAGGGCCUGUGUGCCCCGCUGCCCCUCCGAGCCGGUGGAGCAGACUCCCUCUGGCUGCCUCCUGCGGCUGACCACAGACAAGCCUGUGCCUGCAAGGCUGGCCGCCCCCAGGGAGCUGCGCCUGGCAGGCUGGCUGCCUGGCCUGUGUCUGCCCAAGGGGCGGGCCGGGGAGGGGUUGGCACCCCACGCACCCCCACCCCCACUCAUCCCGCUCGUCUUGCAAAUAAAUGCUGAGCAUCUCGCGCACG